GUCAUUUAAAUCAUACUAGUACGUACAUAAACCAGCCUAAAGUGUAUGGAAACUAUAGAGUUUUUGUCAAACUACACAAUGUUACGACCACUGACAACCUUAUCAUUAUCCGCGAAAAUAAUUGAUAAUCUUCACAAAAAUGGGUAUUAUUACGUCGAAGAUAUUGACAACAAUCCAGAAAUUGUUGAAAAAUAUGUUAACUCUGAAAUGUUGAAAAAAUCUUUAAAUCCUCCCAUAACAUUGACAUCAUUAGAUCAUUGGCAGGCAGAAUUGCAGUAUCAGAAAUUAAAAACGUCAAGUGAAUCAUUGAAUGAUAUUCUUGAUGGUGGAUUUCAGUGUGGAACAAUUACAGAGUUGUGUGGCAUUCAAGGUUCAGGAAAAACUCAAGUUUGCUUUCAAGCCAGUAUUGCAGCACAAUUGCCAGAAAAUGUUGGUGGUUUAGAAGGCCAAUCGCUUUAUAUUGAUACAAGGAAUGCAUUUUCUUGCCAAAGAAUUAAUGAUUUUAUUCAAGGCUUUCGAAAAUUACAUCCGAAAUUAUCAUUACCUACUGACAAAAUUCUGGAAAAUAUUUUUGUUUCAUCACCAAAAUCAAUUGACGAUUUAAACAAUACAAUUACAAAAUUGAAAAAAAUUUUAAAAUACUCCAAAAACAUUUCGAUUCGAGCAAUAAUAGUUGAUAGCUUAUCAUUUUUAAUUUGUUCAACGGAUGACCCAUCAACAAGAUUCAAAAAUUACAUACAAAUACUAGAUAAUUUACAAGAUAUAGCUUCAAAAUACAACCUUACAGUAAUAGUUGUUAAUGAAUUAGUAACUCAAUGCGAUGUUAACAAUGAAAUUUAUUUUGUAAGUGCUGGAGGACAGAAUGUUGCUAAUCGUUGUCAAAAGCGUUUGAUGCUAGCUCGAAUUAGUGGUUCAAAGUUCGCAGCUCGAAUUAUAAAGUCUUCAGUAAUGCCUCAAGUAACAGUUCCAUUUUAUAUAACGGCUGAUGGAAUUUCGGAUGAAAUUUAAAACUUAAGAAGUAUGAUAAUGAAUUUAAAAAACCAUAGUGUUUGAGAAUUAAACAAUUUAUUUGUCAAUAAAAUUUUCAGCGAUACAAGCAACAGUAGAUAGUUUAAAAGUCGUGUAUAUAAUAUCAAAAUAAG
Molecule: messenger RNA, 1142 nt
Organism: Chelonus insularis
Lineage: Eukaryota; Metazoa; Arthropoda; Insecta; Hymenoptera; Braconidae
Product: meiotic recombination protein dmc1-like
Exons: 7
Coding region: 46-1008 (320 amino acids)
Biological process (GO): DNA repair; reciprocal meiotic recombination; meiotic DNA recombinase assembly
Cellular component (GO): Rad51C-XRCC3 complex; replication fork; Rad51B-Rad51C-Rad51D-XRCC2 complex
Molecular function (GO): crossover junction DNA endonuclease activity; four-way junction DNA binding; ATP-dependent DNA damage sensor activity
Source: RefSeq, a predicted model, not a curated record